Thyridium curvatum is the source of this 603-nucleotide messenger RNA. RefSeq lists its product as uncharacterized. The transcript is spliced from 3 exons. The coding region runs from base 1 to 603 and encodes 200 amino acids. NCBI's taxonomy places the organism in Eukaryota, Fungi, Ascomycota, Sordariomycetes, Thyridiales, Thyridiaceae. The record is from RefSeq and is a predicted model, not a curated record.
AUGGCGCACCUCAAGUUCAUAACUAUUGCUAUAUCAGCGUUGUUCACAGGAUCUCUCGCAGCCGCAGUUCCAGACCCUGCGGUUGCGAUUAUCCCGACCCCUCCUCCAGCAAAGGACACUCACUGUCCGACAGUGACGAGCACCGGCAGCGUCUGUUCCACCUGCGCCGUUCCGAAGUGUCUGGCAUGGUCCACCAUCUCGAACCCUUGCGACUGCGCUCGCACGGUGCCCACCGUGACCGUCGACUUCCCCUGUCGCUCCGACGGCAAGCACUGUGGCGCAGGCUGCUUGACCAUGUACAAGUCCGCGACGUCGACAUCGACCUGCAACGACGUGCCUAUUCCCACGCCACCGUCGCCCAAGACAACUGUGACCACGACCGAGACGGCUGCCAGCUGCACUACCACGGUGACGGCAAACAUUUACGAGACGGCAAAGUGUACAAAGGGAUGCGUGUCGGACUUUUGCAUCGUGGACUGUAUCACUUGUUACUCUGCCGUGUGGCUGUUCGAGGCUCAGUAUCGUCACUUCGACGUCUACCCUUCCUUGCCCGGAGUCGACACAGUGUACUCAGUGCUACACGGCAUGGCCGUUUACUACUGA